Messenger RNA from Diaporthe batatas, 1209 nucleotides. RefSeq lists its product as uncharacterized. Gene Ontology annotation, biological process: translation. The coding region runs from base 90 to 1103 and encodes 337 amino acids. The record is from RefSeq and is a predicted model, not a curated record. Gene Ontology annotation, molecular function: structural constituent of ribosome. The transcript has 3 exons. Gene Ontology annotation, cellular component: ribosome; mitochondrion. Lineage: Eukaryota; Fungi; Ascomycota; Sordariomycetes; Diaporthales; Diaporthaceae.
GCGCGACUUACGGGCGACCACUCUGGCGGAUCGCUAAUUGGAUUGAUUGCUGGGCAGAGACACACCCGCGUCUCGACAACCCCUCUGCCAUGGCGUCGCCAUUAUUAAACCGGGCACCAUGCCUGGUGUGCCUCAGGAGGAUAACACAGGUGGGCAACGCAUCUGUCACCCCCUUCUUCAGGCAGAUGCGGAAGAAGAGCAACAAGCCAAACAAGAACACCGGCAUCAUCGUGCGACUGCUGGUCGACAUGAAGGGCUAUGGCAAGCAAGGCUCCAUCUUCCGCAUACAACGAGGCAUCAUGCGCAACCUCUGGUACCCGACCAAGAAGGCCGAGUUCAUGACAGACACCCGCAUGAAGCAGCUUGGUCUGACCAAGGACGACGUCGGCCAGCGCGAUCCCAUGUUCGGAAUGCAGCUCGAGUUUGAGGAGGAGCUCAUCGACGACGCCGUCGAGGCGGUCGCCGGCCUCCCUCGCGGCGCAAUUCCCCUCGGCUCUGCGGCUGGACAACCUGCACUCGAGUCACCUAGCCCUGCGCCAGCUGUGGAGAUUGAGCAUGUUGCUCCCAACCGCGCCCUCGAACUCCUCACCACCAUGAUCCCCGACCCCAUCAUCAUCGAACGGCACCUGAAACACCUCCCGUCAAACACCAGCCCCGGCAACACCACCACCCAACCACAGAGCAAAGAGCCAGAGCAGCCCAAGGUCCUCACGCCCCUCGAGAGGCGCCGGGCCAAGAUGCUCGAGGCCCAGAAGGGACCCCAGCCAGAGAAGACGCCCGAGGAGGCCGAGGCGGAGCGCAGGGCCGAGGAGGCCGAGGCAGAGAGGGAGCGCAUCCGCGCCGAGGAGGAGGCUGAGAGGGCCAAGGAGAUCUACGGGUCCGUGUCGGUGCGCGACGUGGCGUCCUACAUCAAGGACAAGAUGCUGCUGGACCCGGAGGCCUCGCGGAUCCACGUCCAGCCCGAGGAGAUCAGCAUCGUUGGGCUCGCCGAGGGCGUCGACAAGGUCGAGAAGGUGGGCAGCUUCCAGAUCGAGAUCAGGACGCACGUCGGGCGGGACAAGGUCGAACCCGUCAGGAGGACCGUCGAGGUCGUCGCUGCCUAGGUGGAUGCCAUUGUACCUCUGUAGAUUAUGGUGCUAGUUUCACACGUCGGCCUUGUGUGUGUGUGCGCACGUAGAGGUAGCUCAAUACACACAAAUUCUGGCUGAA